Kogia breviceps (pygmy sperm whale) is the source of this 2185-nucleotide messenger RNA. The record is from RefSeq and is a predicted model, not a curated record. NCBI's taxonomy places the organism in Eukaryota, Metazoa, Chordata, Mammalia, Artiodactyla, Physeteridae.
AGCUUAUCUAUUGCUGUGUGUUACUAUAUGAUAUACUAAUUAAUAUAAUAGUGUCAUUUAUGAUAUAGAAUUAGAGUAGCUUACCUGUUACUAUGUGUUAUAAUAAUACCUAAUUGCAGUUAACAUAUAUGACCCACGUAUUCAAGUGAAUGCUGUAAGAAGUAUUGGUAUAAAUAAAUGAAUGUUGAUGGGCCGAUUUCCGGCCGUGGAAAGGUUAGAGUUUAAGUGCAGCCAGAGCGGAAGGUUGUGUGCAGGUUUCCGAUGAGUGUCUCGGGGUCACGUUUUCCCUGCUCCGUGUGUCGAGGACACUGAAAUCUUGCUUCCCAAAGUGAGACUGGAUUCGCAAAAGGACCUGCGGGCCCCUGACGUUGUCAUCGGAGCGGACACCAUCGUGGUGGUGGGAGCGGUGAUCCUGGAGAAGCCUGUGGACAAGCAGGACGCCUACCGCAUGCUGUCAAGGCUGAACGGGAAGGAGCACAGCGUGUUCACGGGCGUGGCCAUCGUCCGCUGCUGCAGCAAAGACGGCCGGCUGGACACGGAGGUCUCGGAGUUCUACGAGGAGACCACGGUGAAGUUCUCAGAGCUGUCGGAGGAGCUGCUGUGGGAGUACAUCAACAGCGGGGAGCCCAUGGGUCCUGGCUGCAGGUCUGCGGACCCCAGGAAGGUCAACGCCGCUGCCAUCUUCUCUACCCUCCUUCCCUCCCCACCGUGGUUUCCCGCCCCCCGCUGCAGGGACAAGGCUGGCGGCUACGGGAUCCAGGCGCUGGGCGGGAUGCUGGUGGAGUACGUGCGCGGAGACUUCCUCAACGUCGUGGGCUUCCCCCUCAACCACUUCUGCAAGGAGCUGGCGCGGCUGUACUACCCGCCCCGCCCCGAGGACCUGCGCCGGCUCAGGCACGACUCCAUCCCCGCCGUCGACACCUUUGAGAACCUGAGUGACACGGAGGCAGGUGGCUCGGACCCAGGUCAGAGUGCCGAGGGCGGCCGUGGCGGCGAACAGGCGGACGGAGACCGGUCACAGGCUCCGGGCGCGCCGGAUGCAGCCCUUAACGGGGCGGACAGCCGGCCCCCGUUCCCCACGGGCCUCCUGGAGCUGAUGGACGGCUUCAAAGCAUCCAAGGUCCUGUUCACGGCUUGCAAGCUCAAACUGUUUGACAUGUUAAGAGACCAAGGCCCCCUGAAGGCCGUGGAUGUCGCCCGCAAACUCAACGCCUGCGCGGGCGGGACUGAGCGGCUGCUGGAUGUCUGCGCGGCCCUGGGUUUACUGGAGAAGACGCACAGAGGUUACAGCAACACGGAGGCGGCGACCCUGCACCUGGUGUCAGACGGUGAACACUCUCUCCAUGGCCUGGCCGAGUACAAUGACGCCCACGUCUGGGGCGUCUUCACAGGCCUGGGCCCGGCCGUGCAGGAGGGGGCGGACCAGACCCGCGGGGCUCUGCGGGUGAUGGAGGAGGAGGGCCACCUGUCCCAGAGCAGGGAGAUGACGCUGCAGUUCAUGAGGGCCAUGCACAGCCUCAGCAAGCUGACCGCCCACCACGUGGCCACGGCCUUCGACCUGUCCCGAUUCACCUCUGCCUGCGACCUGGGAGGCUGCACGGGCGUCCUGGCCUGCGAGCUCACCCAGAAGUACCCGCGUCUGCAGGUGACUGUGUUUGACCUCCCAGAGGUCACUGAGCUCUCCGGGGGCUUUCAGCGUGGCGGACGACAGACAGAGCGGAUCCACUUUGUGCCAGGUGACUGUUUCAAAGACAACCUCCCGGAAGCAGAUCUGUACAUUCUCUCCAGAAUUCUGCAGGACUGGCCGGAUGACAAACUCCACAAGUUACUGAGCCGGAUCUCAAGCACCUGCAAACCAGGCGGUGGCCUCCUGGUGGCGGAAGCGGCGGCGGAGGAGGAGCGGGCGUCCCGGAGACCCCGGCUGCGGACCCUGAGCGCCGGGCAGCCCCGGAGCCCCGACGAGCACCGGUGCCUCCUGCAGCGACACGGCUUCCAGGACGUGCGGGUGGCGCGUGCGGGGGACCUGCUGCGCGUGGUCCUGGGCACCCGAGCUGCGCCCUGAGGGUUACCGGCAACCCGGCGGGGCCCAGCACCCGGGAGUGAAGUGUUCCUGGAGAGCAGGUGUCACCGGACAGAUUAAAGGAGGCGGAAAGCAAGGCUGUCUCCUCGCGUCUGUGGCACUCUG